AUGUUGGAUCCGAUCAAGGUCGACGACGACAACUACAUGGACGUCGCGUCCAGCGUCAACAGCUGGAUCCACCGUGUCCUCAAAUGUCAAGUCAAGGCGCUCCGGAGAUCCUGCGUGUUCGCUGAUGAUUCGAAUUACCGCCACCAAAUUUGGGUUUCUCUGCGGCUGGAGGAAGUGUACUUCAGGACUCCCCUGCUGGAGAGCAUGCCAGAGCUGGUGGAAGCAUAUUAUAUUUUCAGAAGGGAUUUGAGAUGGUGCCCCACAUUUUCCAAGUUGAAGAGCCUGGUUGAACACAAAUAUAAAGUGGAAAUCAAACACAAAUAUAAAGUGGAAAUUAAAGGACGCCCUGAUGCAACAAAUAGGUCAACUAUAAUAUCACAAUACCUUCAGAUUGUCGAGGUCAAAUGUGGAAUGGUCGAUGAAAGAAUUCUCAGCAUUCUGAAUUUUCGGGGUACAUAUGACAUAUGUAAGAAAACGGCUAACACUGGUUUUCUCCUAUGCUUCUAUGUUUUAUAG
Molecule: messenger RNA, 516 nt
Organism: Panicum hallii
Lineage: Eukaryota; Viridiplantae; Streptophyta; Magnoliopsida; Poales; Poaceae
Exons: 4
Coding region: 1-516 (171 amino acids)
Source: RefSeq, a predicted model, not a curated record